Molecule: messenger RNA, 627 nt
Organism: Geodia barretti
Lineage: Eukaryota; Metazoa; Porifera; Demospongiae; Tetractinellida; Geodiidae
Source: the annotation of a GenBank genome assembly
AUGGGUAGAUAUACCGGACCAUCGUGUCGCCUGUGCCGCCGCGCCGGCGAAAAGCUCUUCCUGAAAGGCGACCGCUGCUUUUCACCGCGUUGCGCCAUCGAGCGCCGCCAUAUCCCGCCCGGAGGUGGUGGACAGCGCCGGCGGCGCGUGUCCGACUACGGCGUGCACCUACGGGAGAAACAGAAGGCCCGCCAGAUGUACGGCGUGAUGGAAAGUCAGUUCCGGAAGUACAUGACCGACGCGUUCAACACGCCGGGCAUCUCCGGCAACAACCUGCUCCGCACCCUGGAGCGUCGUCUCGACAACGUGGUCUAUCUGCUGGGGUUUGCCGAUUCGCGCAAACAGGCCCGCCAGAUGGUCCAGCACGGCCACUUCAACGUCAACGGCCGCAAGACCGACAUCCCCUCCUUCCUGGUCAAGGCGGGACAGAGCGUAUCCUGGACGGAAACGUCUCGCAAACGCGAGUUCUUCGCCGACCGCACCGACGGGCUGCCCAAGCGCACCCUCCCCAGCUGGCUGACCCUCGACCUGACCCAAAUGGAAGGUCAGGUGAUCUCAAUGCCGCCGGACAACGAACUGCCCGAAACCAUCAACUCCCGCCUGAUCGUCGAGUUCUACUCAAGGUAA